GAAGAAGAAGAUGUUUUAUUUGUCAAACAAAAAUGGCAGACGUAGCCGUAGAAAAUGCUCCAAAUGAUGAAAAUGAUGAUAAUUGGUUAUACGGAGAGUCUAAUAAUGAGCAAACAGAACAAAACGAAGAAGAAAAUAGUGAAAAUGCAAAAUCAGCACCACUUGCACAGAAAAAUAAUACGGAGACAGAAGAUAAAGACGAGGAAGAAGGCAAUAACGAGGAUUCACACUUCAACGACGAACAUUUUGGUGAAGUGACUCGUGAUGAGAAGGAGAAUGCCAACGGUGAUGCAGACAGUCAAGAAAAUGGAGAUUCAGACUCCGAUGACAGUGAUGAUGUUAAAGUUACUAUAGGGGAAAUCAAGUCCGGCCCACAGGCAUAUGCAAGCUUGAACAUCAAGCGUGGUGUGGGAAUUGUCGGUGCAGCUGGUGCCGAGAAGCCCCGGCAAGGACAGACAGCAGGAAACAAAGUAACAUUAGAGGAUUUGGAGGGACCGGGAAGCAUAAAUGGAGUGCCUGCCCUCGAGUUCAAUAUUGAUACCAUUGAAGAUAAACCAUGGAACAAACCUGGAGCUGAUAUAUCAGACUACUUCAACUACGGGUUCAAUGAGGUGACGUGGAGCGCGUACUGCGAGCGUCAGAGGCGCAUGCGCGUGCACGAGACCGGCGUCGGCCUGCACGCGCCGCCGCCGCGCGCGCCGCCGCCAGACUUGCGCAGACCGCCAGGUCCCAUGAGACACGAGGAAAUGCCUUCAGGGAAUCAAGGAAAUUAUCAAAAUAGAGAAAAUACUAUUCAGGUGAUGACGGCGGAGCGGCGCGAGUACGGGCGCGGGCUGCGCGACGCGCCGGAGUACUUCGCGCCGCCGCACGACCACUACUACCCGCCGCCGCUCAUGCCGCCCGCCUACUCAGAGCCCUGGGGUCACGGGGGUCACGGCCUGCCGGGGCAGGGCCCGCCGGGCGAGGGGUGGGCGCCGGGCGACAUCAAGGAGCUGACGCCGGGGCCUAUGGGCCCGCCGCCCGGCGCUCCGCCCCCGCUGAUGCCGCCGACGCCGCUCGUGCACUACCGCCCGCCCGACCGCCACGACCGCGACCGACACGAGCGCGACCGCCACGAGCGCGACCGCCACGAGCGACAUCGCCGUGAUGAGGAGGAAAGAGAGAGGGACCGGGAGAGAGAACGCUCGCGGUCCAUAAAGCCCGAUAGAAUAAGAGAAAAAUCGUACAGACGCGAGAGGUCUCGAUCGCGUUCGCGCCGCCACAAGUCGCGGUCACGGUCGCCGCGCAUGCGCGAGCGUUCCCGCGACCGCGACCGCUCGCGAGACCGCGACCGGUCGACCGCGAGGGAGCGCGAGCGCAAGCCCAAGACGAAGGAGCCGAAAGACAAGGAGGACGACAAAUAGUCACACAAUUCCCGUAUUGAUAGUUAAUUAUAAGUACCAUUAAGACUACCACUGUAUAAGUAAAUACACGAAUGCU
Molecule: messenger RNA, 1479 nt
Organism: Aricia agestis (brown argus)
Lineage: Eukaryota; Metazoa; Arthropoda; Insecta; Lepidoptera; Lycaenidae
Gene: Fip1
Product: pre-mRNA 3'-end-processing factor FIP1
Exons: 9
Coding region: 33-1403 (456 amino acids)
Cellular component (GO): mRNA cleavage and polyadenylation specificity factor complex
Molecular function (GO): RNA binding
Source: RefSeq, a predicted model, not a curated record